AUGGAAUUAGGGAGUCCAAAAGAUGACUUUGCAGACUCUCACCUUGACGGAAGCCCUCAGGUUAAGCUCAAUUUGCUGAGCCAGACGCAGUUGACAUUCCAACUUAAAUUCUUUGGCGAAGGCGAGCGAUUGGGCUUAGAUGUCUGCCUUGCACUCUUCGUGCAUGUGCAGUGUAGCAAAUUCGAAGUCUACCCAAUUACCUCCGCAUAUUGGUUUAAUUAUGAACGAUGCAUUGAUUUUGCAGCUCGCAGAAGAGUUCCGGCGGGUCUCACGAGGCAAUCUGGCUUGUUUGAAACCAUAUCACACAAAUCUGGGCUGCUAUCUCUUUGGUCCAAUAUACACCAGUCGCGACCUUACAGUGUUUGGAUGCCCUAUGAUGGCAACCUCAAUCAGAAUCUCUCAGCAAGGGGGCUGAAUGGCGUCCGUCAGAAGAGGAUUUGGGAAGUUUACAGUGCUUUUGGCCUUAUCAAUAUCUCCGUAGGUUAUGGAGCGUUAAAGGCUUCCAUAAUUGCCUCAAACAAAUUGGCACGCCAGCUAUCUACCACGAAGGACAAGCAGUACGCACGAACGGUCCCAUCAGGCGGCUAA
Molecule: messenger RNA, 588 nt
Organism: Paracoccidioides lutzii Pb01
Exons: 4
Coding region: 1-588 (195 amino acids)
Source: RefSeq, a predicted model, not a curated record